AUGCAAGCGAACGAGGGGGCAGCUGGCCUGCAGCCUGCUGGAGUCCGAUGGUUGACACCAGGUCUGAGGAAGUAUGCCUGUGAACUCACACUGGAUCCAAACACAGUGAACAAAAACCUCAAACUGUUUGAUAACAACAGGAAGGUGACAUGUGCAUUAGAGGACCAGCCAUAUCCUGAUCAUCCAGAUAGAUUUGAUGACUUGAAUCAGGUGCUGUGUAGAAAUGAUCUGACUGGUCGCUGUUACUGGGAGGUCGAGUGGAAAGGAGGAGUUUAUAUAUCAGUGGGUUACAGAGGAAUCAACAGGAAAGGGGGGAGUGCUGAGUACCGCUUUGGAAAGAAUGACCAGUCCUGGUGUCUGAAGUGCUCAGAUUUUUUUCACUCUAUCUGGCAUGAUAACAAAGAAACAUCCAUCCCGUCUCCCUCCUCCUCCUCCUCUGUCUCUAACAGAGUAGGAGUGUAUGUGGACUGUCCUGCUGGCACUCUGUCCUUCUACAGAGUCUCUUCUGACACACUGAUCCACCUCCACACCUUCAACACCACAUUCACUGAACCUCUGUGUGCUGGGUUUGGGUUAAGGUUAAUCCAUCCUGAUUCCUCAGUUUCUCUGUGUCCUCUGUAGGACGGAGUCUCCUCCUGUCAAAGAAUCUUUCUCAUGUUAGUAACAACCUGAUUAGGGAUGAGAAUUGAUUUUAUUGAUAUCAAUUCCAUUAUCGAUUCUGCUCAUUGGCCAAUUCUUUAUCGAUUCCUGAUCAAUUCUUUGUGUGGAAAAAGUUGUCCUACAUAUAUUUUCAGUGACAACCCAACUGUCUGAUCUCCACUGUUUAUCAGUGACUUCUUGUAUGAAACAUAAAUGGUAUAUAAGAUAAAUGGUCCGCAGCCAAAAGUUUACUGCAUUAAUUUAUUAAUUUGAAAGCAUCUUGCAGUCUCCAGCCUGUAUGAGAACAACAUGAGGGGGAGGCAGAUGUUUUGUUGUUAUUACCGUUAACAUUACAUCUAGCAGUGGAGAGCAGCCUCUCUGCUGCACCGUUGGCUCAGUGAGAAUAAUCACUGUCCAACAGACUGAGCACCAAGUUAAGUUCUUCACCUCAGAGUUGUGUAAUGCUGUAGUGUGUGUUGGUCAGCCUGCCUCGUUGGUUACUGCUCACUGCUACUGUUCACUCGCCACUCCGCUGCUUACAGUAUAGAAAGUUCACAGUAAACCUUCCAUAUUUUGCCUCUUAUCCGUGUCGGGUCGCGGUGGCAUCAGGCCAAGCAGUGAAACCCAGACCUCCUUCUCCCCAGCAACACUCAUCAGCUCCUCCUGGAGGAUCCCAAGCCG
This is a messenger RNA of Scomber japonicus (chub mackerel), 1320 nucleotides long. RefSeq names its product stonustoxin subunit beta-like. Gene Ontology annotation, molecular function: protein binding. The transcript has 3 exons. The record is from RefSeq and is a predicted model, not a curated record. The coding region runs from base 1 to 621 and encodes 206 amino acids. NCBI's taxonomy places the organism in Eukaryota, Metazoa, Chordata, Actinopteri, Scombriformes, Scombridae.